Molecule: messenger RNA, 1806 nt
Organism: Fusarium mangiferae
Lineage: Eukaryota; Fungi; Ascomycota; Sordariomycetes; Hypocreales; Nectriaceae
Exons: 5
Coding region: 1-1806 (601 amino acids)
Biological process (GO): regulation of DNA-templated transcription
Cellular component (GO): nucleus
Molecular function (GO): zinc ion binding; DNA-binding transcription factor activity, RNA polymerase II-specific; transcription cis-regulatory region binding
Source: RefSeq, a predicted model, not a curated record
AUGGCUUCGAGAUCAGACCCAAAUAUUCCGUUGCUCAAGACGUGCCAGACGUGUUUUCAUGCCAAGAUUCGAUGCGAGAAAUCACAGGAGUCUGGAAAAUGCGACAGGUGUUUGCGCCUGAACAAGACAUGUGUUUUUAAUCCUUCUCGGCGACGAAAGGCUCUGAGGCCGUCAAGAAAUCUCGAAGCUGCGAGCCCUACAAGAUCAAGAUCUCCAUCUUUGACCUCGGCCAAUGCGACUUCAGUAAAUGUGACGGAUACUUCACCUGGUGUGUCCACGACACCAGCCAGCAUUGAUACCGAAGCAUCCCACAACCCGUUCUCCAAGGGGUUGCUGUCAUUCGAGAAAGGACAAGAGUUUCUCGAUACCUUCAGAACGCGCAUGUCGCCUCAUUUUCCGUUCGUGAUAGUUGCAGAGUCGGUAACCAUUCAGGGGUUGGUUCAGGACAGACCGACGUUGUGUGUUGCGAUACUUGCGGCAGCUUCACACGAGGAUCUCAAGCUUCAGCAAAAAUUAGGCAAGCUCUUCAACGAAAUUGUACUUGUCAGGAUGAUAAAAGGGCCUUUUGCAACUUUGGAUAUGCUGCAAGGGCUCUUGGUGCAUUUGGCUUGGGCGCAUUUUCACCAAGGAACAAUGAAGUACACUCAGCAUCUGUCACUUGCAGCAAGCAUCAUCUCAGAUAUGAGACUUGAUCGACCGAGAGUUGCAAGUCUGUGGGCUCUGAGUCGGGAGAGCAAGCAUGGGUCUGGUGAAAUGACGCAUGACGAGAUGAGAGCUCUGGCCGGGACUUAUUAUCUAUCCUCGAGUUCGGCUGUAUUGUUGCAAAAGUCGCACCACUUUCGAUAUUCUCCAUUCAUCCUCGAAUGCUGUCACAACCUCUUAUCCGGGGGGACUGCUCCUUCUGACAGACAUCUUCCAUACAUCAUAUACCUUCAAAAGCUUACUGAAGAGGUUGACGAUGCAGUCAUUGAAGCCACAGGAGCAAUACGAGGGGCAAGGCAAGAUAAGUUGCCUGCCGAGUUACAUAGAAUCAGAGAGCGAUAUACGUCGACAAAAUCAUCCUUGCCAUUUCCGCUCAGUGAGAGUCCCACAAUUCUUCUGCAGUUGCACGUCCUCGACCUCCUUAUCUGCCAGCCCUCACCGGAUGGCAUCUCAUAUGGCCCAAACGGUUUCCAAAGUCUUCAGCAAGGGGCAGACCAAAGCCGUCUGCUCGACUGGCUCUCACAAAGUAUGUCUGCUGCAAAGUCCCUCAUAAGCGUCAUUCUCCUCCUCCCACAAGGCGACGAAGACACGAUGCCCAACAUCGGCUGGAUCAUGCUAUACUGCGCAGUUUCUCUGUCAGUACGACUAGACCUUGUAGCAGCACAACCCGAAAACGCACAAACUGCCGGCCAUCUUCGACGUAUUCUCGACAUGCCUCACACCCUUCGUCAAAUCGUCCUCCGCAUGGAAUCAGCUUCAAACUCGAAUCCAGGGGACGGUGAAUCAGAUCCAUACUUUGGUCUUGCGAGAAGAGCUCGGCGUAUUGAGAGGUGGUAUCUUGAGCGAUGCGGCCCUGUCGAAUCACCUGAAGUCGGGAGCCUUUUCGGAUCUACCGAGACAUCCCCUUCAAACCCAUUCACCGGAGAUAUUGGACUUACCCCAUCGUCUUUUCCAGAUCCGGGCUUGGUACCGAGUCUUCAUAUAACAGGUGAAUCGGAUGAUACGUGGAUGACCAACAUAUUGGCAGACCUCGAGGUUGAUCCGGGGAUGGAAAGCCUGCUGUUCACUGGACCUUUUGACUUUCUAGGCGAGCGUCAACAAUAG